AUGUCUUUCGAUUUGCAAAAGUACAGCGUGAGAGGAUGCGAUGGCCUCUAUUACGUUCCGGAUUUCGUGACGGUCAGCUGGGCUGUCGUUUUGAGGUUUGAAACAUUGACGCGACGAAUAAAGGAAUCUCCACGACAAAAGUGGAAGCAGCUGGCGAACCGUCGGUUUGUCCUCGCCUAUCACCUCAUGUCCCCUCCCCCACCCAUUUGGCAAAUAACGCCGAAGAAUAUUCUGGUAUCUCAACCAUUACCCUCCUUUGUGAACAAGUUUCCAGAUAUCGUAUCUCGCCUCAAAGAUACCGGGGCAUUCAAGUCUUCUCCCCACGGUGAACCAAACCAUAUCAUCUUAAACGAGUAUUUACCGGGACAGGGAAUCAUGCCUCAUGAAGACGGGCCUGCGUAUCACCCCAUCGUCGCAACGAUUUCGCUUGGUUCUCAUGCGGUGUUCCAUUAUUAUCGGUAUACUCCCGAAAAGAACGGUAUGACUAACGGCCGUGCAAUUGAUAACACUCCAGCACUUUCUGUUCUGCUAGAACCGCGAAGCGUGAUUAUCACGACGGAAGCGCUAUAUAAAGAGUACCUUCACGGGAUCGAGGAUAUUGAAACUGAUACUAUUAGAGCGGCUGACACAACAACGCAGGAAUCGGAGUUUACUGAUACCAAUACACCCGUGCAGAACUUCCAUCUCCUGACAAGCGAGAAGGCGGUGAGGGCUGUCAGCGAAGGUGGAUCGUUGCAGAGAGAUGUGAGGUACAGUCUGACCUGUCGCGACGUAGAAAGGGUUCGAGAUGGGUCUUUCAUAAGAACCUGACCUUCAUUUGCACCGGCGAAUACAAAGCCUCUUGUGUUCCCUCCCACGGUGGUAUGAAAGCCGGGCACUUGCGUGACUUAAUGGAUAACAAGAACGGACAUUAAUGAAGCGGUAGUGAAGUUAGAUGUACAUGAGGGGGACCAUCCCACUGAGCCUAAAUCAAUGCGGCGACGACGACGACCGUCAGAAUUCGUUGGCUACCCAGAUCGCAAAGCACCACCAAACAGACGUACGUCCGCCUGGGUCUCGUAAGGGGUGCUCUUUGCAUCAGCAACCUUGAGGCAGCAGAACGUCCCGUCACUUUCACUCCAGUGGAAUAUGCGCUUGAUCCCAGCCCAAUCACACCAAUCGAUGCUGAAACAGAGGGAGGGGGAGGGGGAGGGGGGAAGGGGCCGUUCACCGAUGCGUUU
Molecule: messenger RNA, 1220 nt
Organism: Guyanagaster necrorhizus
Lineage: Eukaryota; Fungi; Basidiomycota; Agaricomycetes; Agaricales; Physalacriaceae
Exons: 7
Coding region: 1-810 (269 amino acids)
Cellular component (GO): nucleus
Source: RefSeq, a predicted model, not a curated record